AUGAUAGCUUGGCCUAGCGCACUGCUUUUCCGGUCACACCAGGGAAUAAUUGCUCCUAGGCUUGAUAUUGCCAGAAACGAGAUGAAAACGACAACUGCCUCGGCGUGGGCGUGUCUUCUCCUGGGGGCGUGGUCAUUUCAGGCAUCGGGGUCUUACUACCGCGCUAGGGAAUACAAAAAAAAAUGUUUUGUAGAACCCAAUGGAGUUCCAGCCGCUGCCAAGUCCAAGCUCCUCUGUGCUGCGCAGUGUACCAUCAAACGCUGUUCUUACUUCAGUUUCUUGGGAGGAAACUGCACACUCUUCGACCAAGGGCUGGCAAGCGAGUCGGCCAAUCGUACGUAUCAGAAGUUAAAUGUCAUAGCCGCUGAUGUUGCCUUGAACAAAUUAACCCUAGCUUCUGGUUUUUACGAUGAUUUAAGUCCCGAUCGAGCUGUUGACGGAGACCUAGAGACGCAGUUUCAUUCCCUUGGGCAGUACACUCCAUGGUGGCGGGUGGACCUUGGUGAAAACUAUUGCAUUCAGACCAUCGAUGUACAACCCCACAAAGAAGUCCCACACUGGUUUCGUUCCGUCGAGAUCCGUGUCGGCGAGAGUCCAGCAGAGUGGGACUUUUCCGGCUACACUCUCAUAGCCUCCUUUGCCGGGCCUUACGAUGGUGUCGGAAGACUUCUUUUCACACCACCCGGCCCUAUGCAAGUCAGGUACAUCAGUAUCCAGAUGUUUGCUCCUGCGUUUCUGAAUUUACAGGACGUUAAAGUGAUGGUGUUGGUGAUGGAAGAUUAGGAGGAGAUGUGAGAAUAGGAAGAGGAU
Messenger RNA from Penaeus chinensis, 810 nucleotides. RefSeq lists its product as uncharacterized. Bases 1 to 783 code for a protein of 260 amino acids. Lineage: Eukaryota; Metazoa; Arthropoda; Malacostraca; Decapoda; Penaeidae. The record is from RefSeq and is a predicted model, not a curated record. The transcript is spliced from 6 exons.